AUGGCGAACCCAUUAACGCCGGAGGAGAUAGCGUAUAUGUUGGCGCAUGAAGAUGACACGCUUGUGCCUAACAUAUACGCAUGCAGUAUUGCAACAGGAGUCGCAUCUGUUGUCGUUGUACUCAUCAGGAUCUGGGCACGACGUGUCGCCCACGGUCGAAUAGUAUUAAACACGAGUGACUGGCUACUCAUGGUAGCCUGGGUCUGUUUUAUCGCCGCCCUUGUCAGCUUUUCGCUAUCAGCAGUAUAUGGAUUGGGGAAACACAUCAUCUUCGUCACGGACGCGAGAAAUCUCCGGAUUUGGGGGAUCAUUCUCGAAGUCUUUUACUAUUUCGCUAUUGGCUUCAUAAAAUUCAGCAUCUUGAGUUUCUAUGGCGCAAUAUUUGCUUCCAGACGCUUUCAUAUCUAUAUAUGGAUGAUUGCAGCAUUCGUCGCCGCUUGGUUCAUCUCAUCAGCAGUUGUAUCGAUAUUUCAGUGCACGCCAAUCGAAUUUGCUUGGGACACGACUAUCCCAGGCGGAUUUUGUAUCAACUACGGCUUGCUGGUACUUAUUGCUGGCGUAAUCAACGUUAUAACCGACUUUGUCAUUCUUGCGCUACCUAUCCCUAUGAUCUUGCGACUCAAGGUCUCGAAGCAAAAAAGGACCCAGUUGGUUUUCAUAUUUGCCGCGGGUAGCAGUGCUUGCAUCGUCAGUAUUAUCAGGUUGGCGUAUAGUCUCGUCGUCAGCUCAACGUCGGAUGUUAGCUGGGACAACGUCCCUCCGGGGUUCGUAUCUGCUACUGAGCUCCUGGUUGGGAUUCUAGCAGCCUCGAUUCCAACGUAUGGACCUCUUUACCGGCGCUACAUUUCGGGCACUACGAUGAAAAGUUCCCAGCAAUCUGGUCGUAAUAGUAAAGGUCAUAUAUCAUCUCACCCCCAUAGUGCCAACAUAUCGGCCAAUAGAGCCGGUAUCAUCAGUGGCCCCGGGGUUCAUAUCACCGACGAGAUCGAGCUUACUCGACAUGAGCUUAGAAACGGGGAUUGGGUUCGGAUAGCGGAUUAA
Molecule: messenger RNA, 1041 nt
Organism: Daldinia childiae
Lineage: Eukaryota; Fungi; Ascomycota; Sordariomycetes; Xylariales; Hypoxylaceae
Exons: 5
Coding region: 1-1041 (346 amino acids)
Source: RefSeq, a predicted model, not a curated record